AUGUGGCCAUCCGGUUGUUGUGGCCAUCUCAGUCCCAGGACCUCAAACCUCAAACCAUCCCUCGACCCCGACCUCCGAGUAGCAUGGAUUACAAGAGGCGCCACGCUCCCAGUCAACAAUAACUAUCAAUUUACUGCACAGUUCAUACAACGAUGGAACCCGGUCCGAAGGGAUCCUCGGUCCCUGAGUUUUCUCCCUGGGCCCGACCUGCUCUCCCUCCGUAGAAUGCACCUUCUAGAGUCUAGACUCUUCCAGAAGAUCAAAGUCAUACUAGGCUUGAAUGUGGCCAUCCGGUUGUUGUGGCCAUCUCAGUCCCAGGACCUCAAACCUCAAACCAUCCCUCGACCCCGACCUCCGAGUAGCACGGAUUACAAGAGGCGCCACGCUCCCAGUCAACAAUAA
Molecule: messenger RNA, 402 nt
Organism: Danaus chrysippus (African queen)
Lineage: Eukaryota; Metazoa; Arthropoda; Insecta; Lepidoptera; Nymphalidae
Source: the annotation of a GenBank genome assembly